AUGUUAUCUUUGGAACAGAGACUCUCCAUUCCAAUCACUUACCAGGGAUGGUUUGAGGUUCUUUCAGAAGAUGGAAAGGGAAACAAACCAAUAGAAUCGGUGCAGGAACUUGCAAAACUAUUCCCUGAGAAAUGCUUGGUACGGCAGGAUGUCUUGACUUACUGUGCAAAUGAUGAUGGUAAACUCAGUAGAGUUGUGACAAAGAUUUUAUCUACCUAUAUCAAUCUGUUCAUUAGCUAUCUCUCUCUGUCUCUCAAUCUGUUCAUUAUCUAUCUCUCUCUGUCUCUCGGUCUGUUCAUUAUCUAUCUCUCUCUGUCUCUCAAUCUGUUCAUUAGCUAUCUCUCUCUGUCUCUCGGUCUGUUCAUUAUCUAUCUUUACAUAUCUCUCUGUUCAUUAUCUAUCAUUAUAUGCCAUUAUAUCAUGUAUGUCAUUAUUAUUAGUGUAUUUUCAUUUGUUUGUAAGUAUCUAUCUAUCUAUCUUCGGUAUCUAUCUAUUUUCGGUAUUUAUCUUUCUAUCUUCGAUAUCUAUCUAUUUUCUAUCUAUGUUCAGUAUCUAUCUAUCUAUCUAUCUUCGGUAUCUAUCUAUUUUCGGUAUUUAUCUUUCUGUCUUCGGUAUCUAUCUAUCUUUCUAUCCAUCUCCGGUAUCUAUCUAUCUUUCUAUCCAUCUCUGGUAUCUAUCUAUCUUUUUAUCUAUCUUCAGUAUCUAUCUAUAUAUACAUGA
Acanthosepion pharaonis is the source of this 720-nucleotide messenger RNA. NCBI's taxonomy places the organism in Eukaryota, Metazoa, Mollusca, Cephalopoda, Sepiida, Sepiidae. The record is from the annotation of a GenBank genome assembly.